GAAUAUUGGUCGGUCUACAGUAUCCAGAGCAUAAAAAGAUGUUAUUGUGUUAAACAAUUUGGGUGGUAUGAAAUUUAUUUCGCUAUUCUAUCACAGGAUGAGGGUCAUAGUGACUGGGUGUCCUGUGUGAGAUUCUCACCAAAUACCGCCAACCCAAUCAUCGUAUCCAGUAGCUGGGAUAGGAAGGUCAAGGUAUGGAAUUUGACCAACUGUAAACUAAAGACAAACCACUAUGGUCAUGGUGGCUACUUGAACUGUGUGGCUGUAUCACCCGACGGUUCUCUCUGUGCCUCUGGUGGCAAGGAUGGUAAUGCCAUGCUUUGGGACUUGAACGAAGGCAAGCACCUGUACACUCUUGAUGGUGGUGGCAUCAUCAACUCGCUCUGCUUCAGCCCUAACAGAUACUGGCUGUGUGCUGCCACUGGUCCCAGCAUCAAAAUCUGGGAUUUGGAAGGCAAAGUUGUUGUAGAUGAACUUAGACAGGAAGUGAUCGGUGCAAGCAGCAAGGCUGAGCCACCACAGUGUAUUUCUCUUGCAUGGUCCGCAGAUGGACAGACACUCUUUGCUGGAUAUACAGACAACAACAUCAGAGUCUGGCAGGUCUCCAUGGCAACACGAUAAAUUGGAGAUAGACUUUAAAAUAAAUAAGAAAAAAUUUAAGAAGUAACAUCGUCUAUGGUUUGUGGGGAAAAAAUCUGUGAGCCAAGCGAUAUUGCAGUAAAUAUACUGUACAAAUGA
Molecule: messenger RNA, 738 nt
Organism: Mercenaria mercenaria
Lineage: Eukaryota; Metazoa; Mollusca; Bivalvia; Venerida; Veneridae
Product: receptor of activated protein C kinase 1
Exons: 4
Biological process (GO): rescue of stalled cytosolic ribosome; positive regulation of protein phosphorylation
Cellular component (GO): cytosol; nucleus
Molecular function (GO): translation regulator activity; ribosome binding; protein kinase C binding
Source: RefSeq, a predicted model, not a curated record